UAUCUUUCUAUCUAAAAAUAUUAAAUUAAUUUAUAUCCGCAAAGUAGAAAAAACUAGCUAGGAGAAAUAAUAGUAUAAUAGAGAAUUCAAAUAGAAUACAUUAACAAAAUAUAAGUUAUAAAUCAUAUAGAUAAGAAUAGUAUUUACUUAAAAUGCUCAGUUAAAGAAUAUUUAAAUGGUUUUCUAAAUUAGAUGAUAAAGUAACUACAAGUGUUAUGAGCAAUUAUACUAACUUUCGUGAAAGGAAAUUCGUAGAUUAGGUUAAAGUUAAAUUUUAAGCUGGAAAUGGUGGUAACGGAUGUGUUAGUCAUUUUAGAGAUAGAAAUGUAUUGACAGGAGCUCCAGAUGGUGGUGAUGGUGGUAAAGGAGGUGACAUUCUUUUGAAAGCAUCCCAUCAUUUUACUGACUUGCAUAUGUUUAAGGGAAAACCUAUAAUUGGAAAUAAUGGUAAAAGUGGUGGAGGUCUAGGAAGAUUCGGAAAGGACGGAGGAGAUCUUCAUAUCAGUGUUCCAGUAGGAACUCUUAUUUAUGAAAUUCUCAGCGAAACCUAGAGUGUCAAUCAAGCUGGUGUUAGAAAAAUCUAAUAUAAUAAAAAGUUCUUGAGCGAUUUGGACGAAGAGGGGAAAGAGGUUCUUAUUGUUAAAGGUGGUAAAGGUGGUAGAGGUAAUUAAAAUCAUAGAUCAAUAAAAGAAUAAGAAAAGGGUACUCUUGGUUAAGUUAAAGAAAUAUUUAUGGAGUUGAAGUGUAUUGCUGAUUGCGGAUUAGUAGGUUUCCCUAAUGCAGGUAAGUCUACUUUUUUAGCAAGUGUAAGUCGUUCUUUGCCUAAAAUUGCUAAUUACCCUUUUACUACUCUCACACCUUUAGUUGGAAAAGUUAAAUUUGUUGAUAAUUCUGCAUUUACAAUUGCAGAUAUUCCUGGUAUUAUUGAAGAAUCUCAUUAAAAUAAAGGCUUAGGUUUAGAAUUCCUACGUCAUAUAGAAAGAACUCACGUUCUCAUUUUUAUGUUAGAUAUUAGUGGAUCUCAUAAUGAAGAGCCUUGGAAAAAUUUUGAAAUUCUGAAAAAUGAGCUCUUGUAGUAUCGUUCUGACUUCUUAGAUAAACCUUAUAUUGUAGUAGCAAAUAAAACUGAUAUUGAACCUGACAGCUAAAGAAGAAUAAAAGAAUUAGAGUAAAAAGUAGGUAAAAAAGUCUUUGAAAUCAGUGCUAAGCACGGUUUGGGCAUAGGAGAAGUAAUAUUAGAGUUGAGAAGAAUUUUAUAAGAAAUGGGAAAAAUUGUUUACUAUUGAAGAAAAUUGGUAUUUUAAGGUAAAAAAAACUUGAAAUAAAAAAAAUAAUAAUUUUAAACAAGAUCGAAAUCGUUUAAAUUAAAUAUAUAAAAUUAGUAUAAAUAAGAAUUCCUGAAUCAUGAAUUGUAUAUAAAUAACAAAGAUUUAAUAAUAAGUAAUUUAAUGUAUAAAAUUAAGUAAUAUUGUUUUUUUAAUAAAUUAUUUAUUUAAAGAAACUGUCUUUAUGAUAGAUAAUUAAUAAAUGAAUGAAUGAAUUGAGCAU
Tetrahymena thermophila SB210 is the source of this 1548-nucleotide messenger RNA. RefSeq names its product Obg family GTPase CgtA. The record is from RefSeq and is a predicted model, not a curated record. The transcript is spliced from 2 exons. Gene Ontology annotation, molecular function: GTPase activity; magnesium ion binding; GTP binding. NCBI's taxonomy places the organism in Eukaryota, Ciliophora, Oligohymenophorea, Hymenostomatida, Tetrahymenidae. Gene Ontology annotation, cellular component: mitochondrion.